Messenger RNA from Scomber japonicus (chub mackerel), 777 nucleotides. Its product is annotated as transcription factor 24-like. The record is from RefSeq and is a predicted model, not a curated record. The coding region runs from base 1 to 609 and encodes 202 amino acids. Lineage: Eukaryota; Metazoa; Chordata; Actinopteri; Scombriformes; Scombridae. Gene Ontology annotation, biological process: developmental process; regulation of transcription by RNA polymerase II. Gene Ontology annotation, molecular function: protein dimerization activity; RNA polymerase II transcription regulatory region sequence-specific DNA binding; DNA-binding transcription factor activity, RNA polymerase II-specific. The transcript has 4 exons.
AUGGAAGUGAAUCCUCUGGAAGGUCUCAUGUCAGUCACUGUGAACCACCAGCUUGCGUCCUGCUCGGCAGCAGAGCAGCAGAGCCAGCGUGGCCCAGCAUCCCUGCACGGACACGGACAGAGCACACGCAGCAGCAGGGAGGAGAGGAAAUGGGUGCAGUCUGUGUGUGGGUCCAGGUCCAACUCUGGCUCCGGUUGUGGUUCUGCGGCUCAGACCAGGACACUGAGGAACCAGUACUCACCAGAGAACGCAGCACGAGAGCGGAGCCGAGUACGCAACCUGCGACAGGCUUUCCACAGCCUGCAGGCUGCUCUGCCAUCAGUCCCACCUGACACCAAACUGUCCAAGCUGGAUGUUCUGGUUCUGGCUACUAACUACAUAGCCCACCUGACAGAGACUCUGGACCAGGGAGGGCUGCUGGCUGAGCACACCUUGCCCUCCCGGCCGGGUGGAUACCUGCACCCUGUUAAGAAAUGGCCCAUGCGUUCCCUGCUCUACUGUGGCAGUGUGGGGGAGCUGCUAUCAGGAGUCCCAACCAAUCAGGGGCCUCCACCUGGACGGGACGGGAUCCACUCUCUGACUCCUGCCUUAGAAGCAGACACAGAGUGAUAGUGGCACAUAGGACGUACCUUUCACACUGUUUCUUAUCUCUUAUCUUAGCUUUUAUUGACAGUAAAAGGACAAGUCAAAGCAAAGAGAAAUUGCAGCUUUGAAAGUAUGUUACACACUUACUUCAGAUUUUUUUAAAUCACUUUUGCCUUCCAAAAGCAAUAGGAC